AUGGAAGAAAAAAAUCAAAUCAGGACAUCCUUGGUUUCCAGGCUACCGAAAUAUGGAACGAAAACUUUAGGAAGUGUCUUGCAACCUAUGCCAAAUGGGACGGCUGUUAGUUUGGCAGGGAAUAAUGGUGGCAAAAACUUCGGCAAGCACAAUGGCGCUGUUCGCAUGUCUUCCUUUUCUUUCAACUGGAAAAAAUCAAACAAAUAUCAACUUCACGAUCAAAAUGGGAGAGAGACCAAUUCUAAACAUAACUGUAAUGAAAAAUUAAUUGAUUCUGAGAAGCAUUCUCAAUCUCAAGGAGCGUUGGGUAAUGAUGUGCUCAGGGUGGGUUUGAACAGUACUGCUUCGGUUGCAUCAAAAGCAGCAAAGCAAACCAAUAUGUUUGUAUCUUCUACUGAGGAAUUAAACCCAAAGUCUUUGCCUGGACUCUCUAGUUCAGCAAAAUUCGCCAAAGGUACCCUGUCAGGAAGGACCUCAUAUUCUGGACUCAGUGCUCCAAAAUCACAUUUAAAUGGAUUUUAUGGAAAUAGGCCGGUGGUAGGUUUGCAGAGACCUAGAGCGAACUCCAGUGCCACAAGGACAAGUUCAGGAGAAAGCCUGGCACAAUCUACAGACAGCAAGGCUUUUUCCUGUGAAAAAAUGGUAAGAUCACAAAGUUUUUCACAUUCCAUUCAGAAUUCUUUCCUUCCCACUGCAUCUUUAACCAGGUCACAUUCCUUUAAUAAAGCUGUGGAUCUUACAAGGCCUUAUCAUAGUCAAAAUCUAGCUGCCAGGACAUCUCAGAGGUCAACUUUGUUGUCAAGAAAUGCAUGUCAGUUGGAUGUACCCAAUGGAAAUGAACCUACGAAGUAUGGAUUUACCAGGCCCUACUCUGGUAUGUCGGCUCCUUGUUCGAAGAAGCCCCCGCUGUCAAAUGGAUCUGGGUCAGCACCUUCUUUUGGAUACAGAUUAAGUCGGCCUUCUCUGCUGAAGCCUACCAGGCAGCGAUUUGCUGGAAAUAUCAUUGUGGAUGGCAGCAAAAGUACAACUCCUGACAUGUGCAUUGUGGAGAACUCUGAAAUUUCAACAAAUAUUAAUAGAGUAAUUGAGAAAAACAGUAUUCUAGAGAGCAAUGCUCAAAGAACAGAAUCUGAUGAGGGCCUGCAUGAAAGUAUGGGAAAGCAUGGGUCAAAAGUCAUGUGUAUGAGCGAUGAUGGAGAUGAAAUAUCUAUAUCUUCUUUGUCAUCCUCUGAAAAAAAUGAUUUGAGUGAAGAUUUCAGUGAUGAUUUCAUAGAUAUAGAAGACCCAAACAGAACUAUACAAAUACAGCAAAAGGAGAGCUGCCUUCAAGAGUUAGAGCACGGGAGCAUAACAUCCAUCGAGCCGUUCACGUCUCUCAAGGAAACUGGAGGAUCUUGCUGUAAUGCUGAUGACUGGCUUGAUAUAAACGUGUCUGCAGUGGAUGACAACAGUGAAAGCACAAAACAUACUGCCGAGAGUGCGAUUUCUCCAGAGAUGAAUUACAGAGCUGGGUCCUCUUUUGAGCUUUCUCCAUCUGACAGCUCUGAUGGCACAUAUAUGUGGGAUGAAGAAGGCUUGGAACCUAUUGGAAGUGUCCAUCCAUGUGGAAGUUACGAAUCUUCAGAAAUGAACAGCAUAGAUAUCUUGAAUAAUCUUGAUUCGUGUGAUCUGGAAGAUGAUGACCUCAUGCUUGAUGUGGACCUGCCUGAGGACCCACCUCAUGAUAAGGAGGAAUGUGAAAAUAUGAGCCGUUAUGAUAGACAGGACAGAAAUGCUAGGCAACAUCAGGAAGGAUUCUGGAAAAGAGCACCACAACAGCGAUGGAAUACACAGGAUCACUAUCACCUUGGCAAUACCGAUCACUACAUCCAUGGUAAAAAUGAUUUGAACAGGGGAUCAAACUACCGAGAAUCUCCUAUUGGUCACUUUGAAAGCUAUGGAGCACCAAAUUUUUACCAGGCUCCUAGACAGCUGGUGGGCUUACCGGAGAAUACUGUGAUGCUUGAUGAAAUGACGCUUCGGCACAUGGUCCAAGACUGCACAGCUGUAAAAACUCAGUUAUUGAAACUGAAGAGAUUACUGCACCAGAAUGAUGAAAAUGUGUCGCUCCAGGACAUCUCCCUCUCUGUUCCAUCAAGUCCAGAACCACAAGACACAGAGUCAACUUUUAAGAUGGACGAUCUGCUGAAUGAGAUCAGGCAGCUUAAAGAUGAGCUGAAGAAAAAGGAUGAAACAAUCAACCAAUUAGAGCACCAACUUGCCACUAGAUGUAACUGCCAGAAAGACAGCCAAAAACCUACAGGGGCAGCGUGCGUGUAUGCUGAUAAAUUUACACAAACCACCUGGAGGAGGAGUUCUGGUGGGUAUUCUGCUCCCUCCUUCUCUCCCUGGCAGGGCUCAUUCCAGGGCAUCCCUCGGACUGUUCCACCGCACCGCAGACAGACCUCAAGUACUACAGCCUUCCAGCAGCCUUCCCAGUUCCACAGACCUCGCCCAGGGAAAACUAAUAAAAAUGCCACAUAUCGAGGCCCACAGUGAAUAUCCUAAACAUGGUCUGCAUGAAAAUAGCAAUCAUCAGAAUCAAAAUGCUGCAAAUCUCUCUCUC
Egretta garzetta (little egret) is the source of this 2605-nucleotide messenger RNA. RefSeq names its product coiled-coil serine rich protein 2 (gene CCSER2). The coding region runs from base 1 to 2538 and encodes 845 amino acids. NCBI's taxonomy places the organism in Eukaryota, Metazoa, Chordata, Aves, Pelecaniformes, Ardeidae. The record is from RefSeq and is a predicted model, not a curated record. Gene Ontology annotation, molecular function: microtubule binding. Gene Ontology annotation, biological process: microtubule bundle formation. The transcript has 10 exons. Gene Ontology annotation, cellular component: microtubule cytoskeleton.